Molecule: messenger RNA, 489 nt
Organism: Colletotrichum aenigma
Lineage: Eukaryota; Fungi; Ascomycota; Sordariomycetes; Glomerellales; Glomerellaceae
Gene: H4
Product: Histone H4
Exons: 5
Coding region: 1-489 (162 amino acids)
Biological process (GO): nucleosome assembly
Cellular component (GO): nucleosome
Molecular function (GO): protein heterodimerization activity; DNA binding; structural constituent of chromatin
Source: RefSeq, a predicted model, not a curated record
AUGCCGCCAAUGCCGGCGUCCCGCGGGGGCCCUGGCGGUGGAAAAAAGGGUACGGGAAAGGUCUCGGGAGGAAAGGUUCUCCCAGGACAAGGUGCGAAGCGCCACCGGAAAAUUAUGAAGGACACAAUUCGCGGCAUUACCAAGCCCGCUAUCCGUCGUCUCGCUCGCCGCGGUGGUGUCAAGCGUAUCUCGGCUAUGAUAUACGACGAUGCACGCUCCGCUCUGAAGGAUCGAUUGACGGGCAUCAUCCGUGAUUGCAUUACAUACGUCGAGUACCGCUGUGCCAAGACUAUCACCAUCCACGACGUAACUCCCAACUUCCUGGCCUCCGCCUGCGCUUCUCGCCAGAUGCACCCCUUGUGGGCCUAUCACAAACUCAUGCUAAAACGUUUUCAGGUCAUUCACUCCCUCCGACGUCUCGGGGCACCAAUCUACGGCUUCGACCCGGAGACGUAUGACCCUAGAAAGCGCAAGGGCGCCGGCCAGUAA